CUUUGCAUGGGACGAUACGAGCUACUCCUCCCACUCGUAUCCGUGCUGGUGCUUCUUACUGUUGUAUUCUUCCUACCAGAUUGGAUGCUCCCCCUAUCUGCCGGAAAAACCUGCAGAUGUACUGUGUACACGGAGUACAUGCCGGCUAUACAUGUACAUUCCUGCCAAUGCUUCCUCUUCAGAUCCCCAAGGCUCCUCCUCCAGGAGCCCCAAGACUCCAGAAUCCAUCACCGUUCAGUCGCGGUCGUGGCCUCGGUCAUGGCUCUGCGAACCACACUAUCCUUACUGUGGUAAGUUUCUAUUUAUAGGCUCGCGUGGAAUGCGAGGCACUAGCCAGUGUGGGUUUCGCGGGAUUUCCCCAACUCCUCGGCGUGAGAUAUUUGGUCCCGAGGCUGGGGCUUCCAGAGGUCCUCAGCAAAUUGAUAUCAGAGUCCAUUCUGGCCAGAUGGCGAGGCUCAUGCCUUUCUACGCUCAAAAGCAGAGAGCUUCGAUGACAUUCAGGGGCCAGACUCCCCCGGGCGCAGAGAGGAUGAUUCCUGGUGGGUGCGAAGGGAGCGUGAAGCGCACGCAUUGUAGGUUCAAAUCAUAUACAUUUGCAGAGAAGGGACCCUUCAAGAGCAUUCAUGGAUUAUGUAGAAGGUAUGAAGUAGCGGAGGCGUGCAAGAAGCAUCAGCGCACAGUCCCGAGUCAAAGCUAUGUCUUCUCGACGAAAGUCAGGACUCGUGGGAGUGAGUUGGGUUUCGUUUGCGGGAAGCGCAAGGGCUGGAGGAGCGAUAGAUGCUCCAAGAGUCGCCCGUCGGUUGUUAAAGCUGAAUGUCGACUUAGCUAAAUUGAAGAGAGGUUGAGGGCUCGUCCGCUAUGGUCCAGGUGCUGUAUAGGCUGCGAUGUAUGCCAACUGCUCGACUGUUAUUGU
Molecule: messenger RNA, 913 nt
Organism: Westerdykella ornata
Lineage: Eukaryota; Fungi; Ascomycota; Dothideomycetes; Pleosporales; Sporormiaceae
Exons: 1
Coding region: 152-829 (225 amino acids)
Source: RefSeq, a predicted model, not a curated record